GUGUGUGAAUGGGUGAAUGACAAGCAUCAAUUUUACAGUGCUUUGGAUAAAGGAGCUAUAUAAAUGCAGACAUUUACCAUUUAUAGCCUUCAAAGUUUUUCACUUGACUAAUGCAUUAUUACAGCUCGAAUAUUAAACUGUUAGGACCUUUGCCUCGUGGUGUAAUGCAUGUAAUAUGUAAUAUUUAUCAAAAUACAUCGAUAUAUUGUAAACUGCUUAGGGAAAGGUGUGAGCUGCCAGUGAGGGUGGUAGGAUGUCCCACAGUUUCUGACAGACACAUGUAAUGAUGGUCUGAGAAAGAUAAUAGAACUACCAUGCAUGUGAAGGCCCCUGUGUGAAUUAACAUACACUCUAAAAAUUUUAACAGUUCAGCAGUGAGGACAUUUGCUGCUCUGGGCAGAUUUUCACUCUACGUACCCUGCCAAUGAUGCUACAAUAAUUUAAGUUGCCUAUUCAUGAUAUUCACAAUAAAGAUGGGCACGUCCUGGAGAUUUCAAGUCCUUUUUCCCCAGUUUGUGUUAGAUUAAAAACAAACCAUAGCCACUUUGAAUAAGGUAUGAGUCUGUGGAAUAUUACAACAUCAUUUUAAAAUCUACUGUAAUUUCCCCUGAGGUGAGCCUCAGAGUUUGAAUAUAUUGUACUAUAAUGAGGGGCAUGGAUUUAAUUAAAGCAUAACAUAAUUUUAUGAUCUUUAAUUUAUGGGAAUUUGAUUAUGAUUUUGCUAAACAUAUAAUUGUUUACAUUUUAAUUUAGGUUUCCUAAAUGUACAGUAUAGUUUUUUAUUGGAUUUUCUCUGAUAUGUGAAACAGGUUUAACAGUAUAACAGAGUGCCCUUCCCAAUACCCAGAAAUGGCCCCAUAUAUCAUGCUGCCAAAGCUAUGUGACACUUAGGCAUGAAUGCUGGUCUAGGCAUCUUAACUUCAUGCACCUCAUAACAAUGUCAUGUCAUCUACUGAGGUCUGAACUCCACAUCUUGUGAAUCAGCCCAUAUUUAAAACCUGUGAGUUUCAUGAGUGUCUGCAACAUUCUUUGUAUCCCUAUAAAAUAGCCAGACCAUUCUCUGGGAGAAUCAGAUCUGUCUGCAUUACUGGGAGAAGAUACGACUUCCACCAGACAAUUCUUUGGAGAGAAGUAUACUUUUCAACCAUGAGAAGUGCAUCCUACUCCCAGUCAACUUUGACCGUCAGCGGAAGCAGCAAGAUGCGAGCCCAGAGUCCCUCACCCUCUCGCUGCAGGACACCUGCUCAGAGCCGAGGGCGCUCAGGGUUCCUGGGCGCGGCCGUGGAGCUCGGAACUGACCUGCACCAGGCCCUGCCUAAUGAGAAGGAGCAGAUGAAAGAGCUGAACGUUCACUUUGCAGGCUAUAUCGACAAAGUUCACGCUCUAGAAGAUCGUAACGCAGUCCUGAAGGCCACACUGGCUGAUCUACAGACUCGCUACCAAGGGGGACCUGGCCUGGAGUAUGAGCUCCAGUUCAAAGAACUUAAAGCCUUCAUUGAGACAAUGACCAAUGAGAAGGGAGCAGCUGAUAUUGAAAGGGGCUAUAUCGAGGAGGACAUGGAAAUGUGGAGGCUAAAACUGGAGGAAGAACUGACACUGAAAGAGGAGGCAGAAAUGAUCCUGCGAGACUUCCACCAGGAUGUGGACAACGCUACGCUCCAGAAGGCAGAACUGGAGAUGCGUGCAGGACAGCUGGUAGCUGAAAUUGAGUUAAUGAAGAAGCUUCACAAUGAAGCAGUGGCUGAUCUUCUGAAGCAGAUUGAGGAAGCCAAGGUGAGGGCUGAGCUGGAGGCGGACCGGCCAGAUGUGGCUGGUUACCUGCGCAGCAUGCGGGUGGAGAUCGAACUGGUAGCAGCUCGCAAUGUGCAGGAAGCUGAAAAGUGGUACAAGGGCAAGUUUCAGACACUAAAGGAACAGGCUGGUAAACAUGAAAGCCAAAUUAAAACCAUGCAGGAAGAGGUUACAAUCUUCCAAAACCAGAUCACUGACCUACAGAACCUGAUUGAGGGUCUCCGUUCCCGCAAUGACCUCCUGGAGCUCCAGCUUCAGGACAUGGAGAUAAAUCAUCUGGACAAGGUGGCCAGCAUGCAACAACUCAUCGCCCAACUGAACUGCCAACUCUCCGAGACCAAGACUGAAAUGAGCAAAUACCUGCAGGACUACAAAGAACUGCUGCACAUCAAACUGAAGCUGGAUACUGAGAUUGCCACCUACAGGAUGCUGUUGGAAGGAGAAGAGAAAAGAUUGGGAGUCACAUCAGUAAGGAAGGAAUUGGCUGAAAAGGAAUUCAAUGGGCAACACGUCAUAUGAAGACAGAAUCUUUCUGAACGAUUGCUUUAUAUUUCAGAAUACAGUCAGUAUCUAAUUUGAGCAUGUGCAUUGCAGUAAAGUAAACUGUGAAUCGGUGUGUUGCCAACUGUUUUGACAUGCUGCACGUUCCUUAACCACAUAGUAAUAAACUAAUAAUAAACUGUGCUCAGUUGAAUGCAAAA
Molecule: messenger RNA, 2492 nt
Organism: Conger conger (European conger)
Lineage: Eukaryota; Metazoa; Chordata; Actinopteri; Anguilliformes; Congridae
Product: vimentin-like
Exons: 3
Coding region: 1147-2310 (387 amino acids)
Biological process (GO): intermediate filament organization
Cellular component (GO): cytoplasm; intermediate filament; axon
Molecular function (GO): structural constituent of cytoskeleton
Source: RefSeq, a predicted model, not a curated record